AUGUAUGCCAAGUACCCCCCCACAAUCAGCAAGGCCCAGUGGUACUUCAGGGCAAUGGCUGGUACAAAGAUUUAUAUGAAAAUAGGGACUUAUCUUGCCCUUGUCUGCCCUUAUCUCAUCAAUGGCAACCAGAUGGCAUUUCUGUCAACCCUAUCUUACACAGAACCUGGCCUUCUAAGGUUCAGGUGGAACCCUGAAAUGACUGUUCUGUCCAUUGACAGGGCCUUGAUUGAAUCAUCCCUCCUUGAUCUGAAGGAGAUGAUGGACUCCUUAUUCUGUGGUUGUCCAUGGCAAGACAUUCUGGAUUACAUUGACCAACACACCAAUCCUCCUGACUUGGAUAAGUGGUUCCUAGACUGA
This is a messenger RNA of Suillus subaureus, 360 nucleotides long. RefSeq lists its product as uncharacterized. The transcript has 4 exons. Bases 1 to 360 code for a protein of 119 amino acids. NCBI's taxonomy places the organism in Eukaryota, Fungi, Basidiomycota, Agaricomycetes, Boletales, Suillaceae. The record is from RefSeq and is a predicted model, not a curated record.